UCGUAAGAGCAGCUGCAGGGAAGGCAGCGGAGCGGCCCCCAUGGAGCCCCGAGAGUUGUUGCCAUUGUGGAACUUCUCGAUGCUGCCGCCUGGUGACUCCAUGUGGAACAGGAGCAAUGUGACCUCCGGCUGUUCAGAGAGUGCCGAUUUCCAGUACCUCCUCUUCCCUGUGGCCUACAGCCUGGUCUUUGUCCUGGGCCUCACUGGGAAUCUCUUUGUGUUGGGCUACUUCCUUCGCACCAAGUCAGCGACUGCCCCAGCCAAUGUCUUCCUAGUCAACCUGGCCACCAUUGACCUCCUCUUUGUUCUGACCUUGCCCUUUCGCAUUGCCUACCACAGCCUGCAUAAUGACUGGAUCUUUGGGGAGGCCCUCUGCAAAAUCACUGGCUGCCUGUUCUUCGCCAACCUGUACGGGAGCUCCCUGUUCCUCGCCUGCAUCUGCCUGGAGCGCUACGUGGCUGUGGUGCACCCGCUGCGGCAUCUGCAAUUCCGGCAGCUCCGCUACCGUGUGGUGGCUGUGCUGGUGGUGUGGGCAGUGCUUGUCACAGCCAUUCUGUACCUGGCGCUCCGUGGGCCCCUGACCAGCUCUUUUGCUGACGGCCGCACAGCCUGCCUGGAGAACUUCUCCUCCAGCUCCUGGAAGGGGCGCAUCUCUUCUGUCAGCAUCUUCGCUGCUGUGGUUGGAUUCCUGCUGCCACUCAUCCUGAUUGGGGUGUGCUAUCCACUGAUCGCUUGGCAGCUGUUGGCAUCCCCAGGAAUGCAGCCUGGAUCACGUGCAGUGAAACGCAAGGCACUGCGGACCGUGCUGGUGGUCCUGGCGGUCUUCCUAGUCUGCUUUGCUCCCUACCAUCUGGUGCAGCUGGUGCACACACUUGGCCGGGUGGGCAUUCUGGGUGGCUGCCCACUCAUUCGUGCCACCUAUAUUGCCAGGCGCGUCACCAUGGCACUCACCAGUGUCAACGCCUGUCUCGAUCCUCUGGUCUACUACUUUGCUGCAGAGCGCUUUGCUUGGCAACCAGACUGGUGUAAAUGUGGCUGUUGGUGCCACCCACAAAAGUCCCAAUGGCCCUUGCGCCUCCGUGUGCUCUCUCCCAGUAAAGGACCUUCCUCUGGAGAAAGCACCACCAGGCCUGGCCCAGAGCACUUAGAGGACUCUCAGCCACCAUCGUCCCCACUGGCCAUCUGAGCAGCAGUUGCUUACUCUCUUCUGCUGGAGAUGACCCACCUUGGCCAUGGUCAUUACGCAUGUGAGCUACUGAGAGAGAAGAUGUGGAUGCAGAGGCAUAGCAAGGGCAUUGGGGGUGGGGCUGUGUCUCCCCCCCUCCCGUGAAGUGC
Molecule: messenger RNA, 1335 nt
Organism: Hemicordylus capensis (graceful crag lizard)
Lineage: Eukaryota; Metazoa; Chordata; Lepidosauria; Squamata; Cordylidae
Product: lysophosphatidic acid receptor 6-like
Exons: 2
Coding region: 41-1186 (381 amino acids)
Biological process (GO): G protein-coupled receptor signaling pathway
Cellular component (GO): membrane
Molecular function (GO): G protein-coupled receptor activity; oxysterol binding
Source: RefSeq, a predicted model, not a curated record